GAUCAUGUCUAUUUGUUUACUGAUCAGCAAAAAUGGAAGGCAUAAACCGAUUCAUCUACCUCACCUACAGACAGUUGUCUUGGGUCGGGGUCCAGAAACAACGAUAAAAGACAAAAAAUGUUCCAGGGAGCAGGUUGAACUCAAGGCAGACUGCAACAAAGGGUAUAUCAGUGUAAAACAACUGGGUUUCAACCCCACUAGUGUGAACUCUGAGGUGGUGGGUAAAGGCAACCAAGUGGAGAUGAGAUCUGGCCAGCAGCUGCACAUGGUCAAUGAGCUGUACCCGUAUACUGUGUGCUUCAAAGAGGAUCCAGCCAACUCUCAGUCCAGUGUGGGCACCAAGAGGCCCUGUGGGCCUGCCUCAGAGGAGCGGGAGCUUCACAGAGAGCCCCCUGGGCAUAAAGUACCAAGGAAAACAGAGGACUCCACUCAGUGCAAGCAUGGAGGGUCCACCUCCACUAACACACGGCCUGAACCUCAAACAGAGAAAACUGAAACUUUAGGAUAUUGGAGCCAAGGAUUGAAAGCCUCAAUGCAAGACCCCAAAAUGCAGGUCUACAAGGAUGACAGAGUAGUUGUUAUCAUGGACAAGUACCCCAAGGCUCACUACCACUGGCUGGUCCUGCCCUGGGAGUCCAUCCCCAGUCUGAAGACACUGCGCAGGGAGCACUGUGAUCUGUUGAGGCACAUGAACCAGGUAGCAGACAGGAUUGUACAACAGCAGUGCCCCGAUACUGGCCUGCUACACUUCCGCCAGGGCUACCACGCCAUCCCCAGUAUGAGCCAUGUCCAUCUACACGUGAUCAGCCAGGACUUUGACUCCCCUUGUUUAAAGAACAAGAAACACUGGAAUUCAUUCACAACCGACUAUUUCAUAGAAUCUCAAGAAGUCAUUCAGAUGCUGGAAAAGGAUGGGAAGGUCACCGUAAAAGAAGGGACAAAUGAGUUGUUGAAACUACCUCUCUGCUGUCACGUGUGUGGCAUGGCGCUGUCCACCAUACCACAACUUAAGGAGCACCUGAAAUCUCACCCAUAUGGUAGAUUGUGAAACGUAUACAGAAGAAAAAUGCUAAAAAAAUAAGUUGGGGGUUAUGCUGCUCGUGAGGCAAUUGUAGAAAAAAAAACAUGUCUAUGGAACCACAUUGUCCAUUUUAUUGCUGCAGAUGCUCAUAAUAUACAUAAGUCUGUUCACAACCAAUUGUCAUUUACUUCAUUUAAUACAUCUCAAAAACCUGUUUAAAUAGUGUGCAGCAAGUAUGUUUUUUGUACAAAUAAGUCUCGGGUGCAUGUCUGAAUAUAAAGCUUGGGGAACAUUUGUUUAUAGUUUUGUUAUAGUUACAAAAAUAAAAUAUAACUUGGCCUCAAAGUGGCACAGAAAAUGGAAAA
Molecule: messenger RNA, 1386 nt
Organism: Salvelinus fontinalis (brook trout)
Lineage: Eukaryota; Metazoa; Chordata; Actinopteri; Salmoniformes; Salmonidae
Gene: aptx
Product: aprataxin
Exons: 1
Coding region: 5-1048 (347 amino acids)
Biological process (GO): double-strand break repair; single strand break repair
Cellular component (GO): nucleus
Molecular function (GO): double-stranded RNA binding; single-strand break-containing DNA binding; single-stranded DNA binding
Source: RefSeq, a predicted model, not a curated record